Molecule: messenger RNA, 489 nt
Organism: Trifolium pratense (red clover)
Lineage: Eukaryota; Viridiplantae; Streptophyta; Magnoliopsida; Fabales; Fabaceae
Product: probable glutathione S-transferase
Exons: 1
Coding region: 124-489 (121 amino acids)
Source: RefSeq, a predicted model, not a curated record
GCUGCAAACUUUGAUAUUGCAGUAAAAUACAGACAAUAUCGGUCGAUACAGUCUCAGUGGUGGUUUAAAAUACCGUCGUAGAGAAUUUUAAAACCUUUAUACUGUGAACUGUAAUUUAGAACCAUGAUUCAUCUAUUAGUUGCCAAAGUCAAGAGAGUGUUGCAAGGCUGUGGUGCAAUAGCUACAAAUCAGGCUGAUGUGAAGCUUUUGGGAUUUACAGGAAGCCCAUUUGUGUGCAGGGUACAGAUUGCUCUAAAGUUGAAGGAAAUUGAAUACAAAUAUGUUGAAGAAAAUUUGGGCAAUAAAAGUGAUCAACUUAUCAAAUAUAAUCCAGUUUAUAAAAAGGUUCCAGUUUUUGUUCACAAUGAUAAGCCCAUAUCAGAAUCACUUGUGAUUCUUGAGUACAUUGAUGAGAUUUGGAAACAAAAUCCAAUUUUGCCUAAUGAUCCUUAUCAAAGAGCAAUGGUCGUUUCUGGUCCAAGUUCAUAG